AUGUCGAAGAAAAUUACGGAUUUUACAAUUCAAAAGCUUUCACAAAUUUUAGACAUAAAUGAACCGGAAGUUCGGGAUUUUCUGAUCGAUGGAAAUAUAAUUGUGGAACAAGAGAAAGAAGUACUAAGCCAAUUAGAAGUCCAACCUCAUCAAGACAACAGGAUCAUUCACCACCAUAUGCGUUAUAUGAAUUAUACAAAGGAAUUCACUUCCGGCCAAUAUUGGCAAGUUAAUGAUGUACUUGUGAAUGAAGUAAGGUUCUACGGUGAUCCAGGAAGAGUGUGUAGACCAUUAUUUGUUGUCGAAGAUCAUCAUUUAGUAUUGACUUCAGAUACUUUAUCAAAAUUAAAACUGGAAGAAUCUACAAUGAUAUGUAUCUUUCUGGAUGAAUUAUAUGAGUCGAGAUUGUAUAAUUUACGUAAACUUGACCAAGAAGGAAAGACGAUCCAUGAACGUUUAACAAAUUCCAACUUAUCCAAAUAA
Molecule: messenger RNA, 483 nt
Organism: Funneliformis caledonium
Lineage: Eukaryota; Fungi; Glomeromycota; Glomeromycetes; Glomerales; Glomeraceae
Source: the annotation of a GenBank genome assembly